This is a messenger RNA of Hyla sarda, 1094 nucleotides long. RefSeq names its product proteasome 20S subunit alpha 4 (gene PSMA4). Gene Ontology annotation, cellular component: nucleus; cytosol; proteasome core complex, alpha-subunit complex. Gene Ontology annotation, biological process: ubiquitin-dependent protein catabolic process. NCBI's taxonomy places the organism in Eukaryota, Metazoa, Chordata, Amphibia, Anura, Hylidae. The transcript is spliced from 9 exons. Bases 177 to 962 code for a protein of 261 amino acids. The record is from RefSeq and is a predicted model, not a curated record.
AGGGCCGCUUUGCGACUUGUCAGCGUACUGGGCAUGCGCGGCGGCCAUGUUGGUUCUGUAUGUGCAGUGACUGGGCGCUCUUGCCGGGUGCGUUGUGUUGUGAUCCACGGAGAGUCCAGGCCAAGCGUGGGAGGAGCCUCAACUGAAUAUUGUGACUGUACAGAGAGAACUCCACAAUGUCUCGGAGAUAUGACUCGAGGACGACCAUCUUCUCCCCGGAGGGUCGCCUCUAUCAGGUGGAAUAUGCCAUGGAAGCCAUCGGACACGCUGGCACCUGCUUGGGCAUUCUGGCCAAUGAUGGCGUCCUCCUGGCGGCUGAGCGACGAAACAUCCACAAACUCCUGGACGAGGUUUUCUUUUCUGAGAAAAUUUACAAAUUAAACGAUGACAUGGCGUGCAGUGUGGCCGGGAUUACCUCUGAUGCCAAUGUCCUCACCAAUGAACUCAGACUCAUCGCACAGAGGUAUCUGCUUCAGUACCAGGAGCCCAUCCCAUGUGAGCAGCUGGUGACUGCACUGUGCGACAUCAAGCAGGCAUACACACAGUUCGGAGGUAAGCGGCCGUUCGGUGUCUCCCUCCUGUAUAUCGGCUGGGAUAAGCAUUAUGGUUUUCAGUUGUAUCAGAGUGAUCCGAGCGGGAACUAUGGAGGGUGGAAAGCCACUUGUAUCGGCAACAACAGCGCGGCGGCAGUCUCCAUGCUGAAACAAGACUACAAGGAAGGAGACAUGACACUGAAGUCAGCUUUGGCACUCGCCGUUAAAGUUCUCAACAAGACGAUGGAUGUCAGUAAACUGUCUGCAGAGAAAGUUGAGAUCGCCACAUUAACACGUGAGAACGGGAAAACGAAAAUCCGGGUCUUAAAACAGAAGGAAGUGGAGGAGCUGAUCAAACUGCACGAGGAGGAAGAAGCAAAGGUCGAGCGAGAGAAGAAGGAAAAAGAACAGAAAGAGAAGGACAAGUGAUUGUGGAGGCGCCGGGAAUCUCAUGACAUCUCCUCCUCUGUGGAUCCAUCUGUCUCUUUACACAAAUUCUCGUCACUCUCAGAUUUUCUGCUUUUUGGUCUUGAAAUAAAACUUAAACAAAUUUUUCAUAAA